This is a messenger RNA of Fusarium musae, 10476 nucleotides long. RefSeq lists its product as uncharacterized. The transcript is spliced from 3 exons. Lineage: Eukaryota; Fungi; Ascomycota; Sordariomycetes; Hypocreales; Nectriaceae. Bases 1 to 10476 code for a protein of 3491 amino acids. The record is from RefSeq and is a predicted model, not a curated record.
AUGAACGAUUACAGCCCUCGUCUUCACGUCAUCUACGCAGGUCGCGGCGAUGCCAUGUACAUAGAAUGGACCGAUAAAACAAAAAAAAAGCAUCUUGUCCUGCUUGAUGGAGGGCCUUUAGUUUACGAGAUUGCCCCAAACCCUUCGGGGCCAACCCUUUACAAAAAACCAUACCAAAAAAGACCCGGUGGAAAUGAUGCUCCCUAUAGUAAGUAUCUCUUCGCAGCUGGGCAGCAUAUCUGGAAAACUCGCAUCUCCAACAACGACAAGGUCAAAUUUGAACCAAGUGCCAUCAUCAACUCACACCCACACGAUGACCAUCUCGAUGGGCUCUUGGCAUUCCUCAAUUAUGCUCUCGCCAAAAGGCCAUAUGAUUUCACGUUCAAUGGAAACUUUUAUCAGCCAUUCUGUGACGGUUCCUGGGGCCUCAAGAACACUCGCGAGCAGUUGGUCGAUGAAUUGGAAUGGACUGAGGGUAAGGGCUUUGAGUAUGAUGGUAUUCAGGUUGACUAUCCCGACCCAAAGUCAAUUCUGAAAUGGUAUCCCAAACCCAAACUCGGAGGUGGCCCAAAUUAUAAUCCAGAUAAAUCCUGGAUCAACUUGGAGAGUAUUUUGAUGAGAACUGUUCCGGCCAAGAUGGAAGUGGAAGGGACAAUGUAUUUCACUGGCGACAAUGUCGGAUGGAAGAUCACGGCCCAAAAGCCUCCAACGAAGCUCUCUAUUUACAAGAUCCAGCACCAUGGCAGUAUGGUCAAUACCCAGAUUCAGGAUGACCGCAACAUAAUCCAUGCCAACGUUGGCAAGGAGGCAGUGGUACGAGACUGGUUUGAAGCCAUUUUGUAUCCCAAAUGGAAUCUCAAGGGAAAAGGACCAUCGAAAAUUAUAGAAAUUCUCAAAAAGAAGCACAAAAAAUUCGGGGUCGAAAAGAGGCUCAAGUUGUACAAAGGAAGACUCGACAAUCGUUACGGUAAAUACACUUACUGGUCCCAGCGUUGGGAAGAUGACAAAGAAAUGAGAGAAAUUGAGGGCAAUCUUAGACCAAUACCAUCAACAUUAUACAGGGAGGUGUUGGCUGAAGUGAAGAAAAUCCCAGCUACAGACCCGGCGUAUGCUGCGUUUUUUUUAGCUUCAGGGGAGAAAACGAAGUGGUGGGAAAAGUCUACUGACUGGGAAGCGGGGAGAAGGGAGUUUCUGCGAUAUAUGGCCGUUGGCCAGAUCAGGAAAUUCUUCUCAACCUUUGUUGCCGACGCCUAUGUCAUCAGCGCUAACUAUCACCACAAGCAUCCGUCUCCGGAAACCAUUCUAGGUCUGGCCUUGGCCAUCAACGAUCAGCUGAAGAACAAAGACAAAACCAAGGGCGGCACACUCUACGUGACUGAUGGAUCAGCCGUGGACUUGCCAGGUUUGGAGGACCUAGCUGAAGCCACAGGUGUCGACUGGAAAACAUUGUCGACCGGCCUAACCAUCAGAGUCUUGAAGGGCAGAUGCUACAUGAGCUUGGAUGCCAGCGACGACUUCAAAGGUCUAGAUCGAGACACGACUUCUGCCACGGAGGAAAUAUCUUUUGAUCGCAAGAAAAUAGCCGAGAGGAUAGAUUUCCGUGCGGAUGUUGAGGCAGACACCUCACACCUGGGUGAGCGAGACCUCGGACCUAUCUUCUGCAGCAUCGUACCCCCCGAUAUCACCCAGAAAGUGUGUUUAGACAUCUCACGGGACACCCCAGAUCUAGUCCCAUGGUCCAUUGUGCCCCCAAAAAAUCUUCUCGUCGAAUACGCUUGGAUCACUCAAGGCUCGACUAGCCCGACAGGCGAAGACGAGACCCGUCAUUUGGUCGUCAAACAGUGGAUGGUCACCGACAACAAGUGGAAAACGAUGGAUAUUUGGAUGGAAAAGAUCACCGCAGUCUGGGGCAAAAGUACAAAGACUUUGCUAUACUGGAAAGUUGCGGGUACAAAGAAAGCCUUUUACAUCAAGACAGUGUCGUUGGUCCCAACGCUCGUAAUCGAGGAUCACAAAAGUCCACUACCACCAGGUUACCAGCUAGUCUAUUUUGUCAUUGAGCUGGACCCAAAGAACAAGAUUCUCAUGCCCGCCAUCCCCAGAUUACCCCAUGGGCCUCCGAGUUUCAGGUCGUUUUGCAUCGCAUCAGUGCUCGACCCUACUACUAUCUCAACUGCAAGCAAGGCCAUUGAGGCGUUGACGAGCAACGAAAUCGUGAUGGCCCUGGACCUGCAUAAUAACUUCGAGACUGCAGUGCUCAACUAUCAAAUCCACCUUGACAAGUCGGUCGUUGAGUACGAUUUUGAUGAAGUCAGUGUUGAAGUCCAGUCAGCAAGCAUCAUCUUCUUAAUCCCAGACAAUGCCACCAUCCAGCUUGGAUCCGAGACCUUUCUUGUCAAGGAGGUUACAUUUGACCUAUCUUGGGACAAGCAAGACUUGAUCAAAGCCAAACUAGACGUCAAAACCACGACAAAGACUGAAGUUGUGGUCAAGAGAGAGGUACCUGGGGCAAAGCACGCUUCAACUCUCAGAAAGUCCUUGAUCGGUAUGGGUGUCAAACCCGAAGAACUUACGAAGGUUCAACUUCCGAAACUGCUCGGAUACCUGAUCAAUUCCGACUCCAAAAUCUAUUCACUUCUCUACCAAGAGACUCCUGCAUCACUGCUGCUCUCAGGGAUUCUACGUCUAGUUCCCGAUCUCGAAAAAUCACGCGCCCGGGUGACCAUGCUUCCAGGAAACAUGCCCUUGAUCCAUCAAGUGGACAUCAAAUGCAAUCUCGACACGGCCGUUGGCGUGCUUGAAGGUGAAUCCAAGCCCAAGCCUUUCGACCCUCACAUCUCGUUCGCUGGAGUCAAUCUCGUGAUACAAACCUUGGGUCUCUCAGUAUACAAUGCAACAAGCCCCGGUGAGACUAUUAUACUUACGGGCACGGCCAGAUUUGCAACCGCCAAGAAACAAGGCCUUAUAGUAAACCUGAGAUGUGUGAUAGAAGGGCAAGACAGGGAGCAUCCUGAGGUCGAGUUCACCAUCGACGGCACUCAAUCGCUACACGACCUCGUCACCGAGCUUUCAGGCACCAUGAGGUUUACAGAAGCCGUCCCGCUGAAUGGUAAGGGCUUUACCCUGCAGUCCCUUAGCCCAUCUCAGGUUGGCUUCGCGGUAACUCAGCCUGUUACUGCGCAUUCCCAUUGCGUAUUGUCGCGUGUAUGGGCCUCUACAGACUUUGACGAGUGGCAAAACUUUCUUCCUUCAUCGGUUCCCAAAGUUAAAGGAGACGUCAAGGUUCAGGUGUAUAACCCUCUCGAUGCCAACCAUAUAUCGGUGGGAGUUCAAGUUAACUACAAGGCACGCAUGAAAACCACACCACCUUGCGAUAUCGAUGUAACUUUCUCCGCCAACCCACUGCCCAAAUCUGACUCGUAUGAGUUUCGGCUUUGGAUAUCGCCCUCGAAUCAAAGCCUCUUCAUAUACGAUUUUCUCGAAGGUGUAGGUAUAACUGACACAGUUACAUUCGAUGAUAUCAACAAUGUACUUCCCAUGCAUGCGAGUCCAGACACCACCUUUCUCAUCCACCAAAUAUCACUCGCCGUGGAGAAGAGCACUACUUCGGGGUGGAGCUUUGGAGACUGGUCUCUUAGGAUCAGUGUUGGCAACUUAAGGGUGCUGCCAGACGUGCUAAUGGUGAGGGAUGGCACCAUAGACACGGAGUAUUUGGAUGGAGUUUAUCACGCCUCUAUGCAGGCCGACUUUAUCAUAGAGAAGAUCAACACUAUUGCCAGAGCCUCCUUUAAGCUACCCCAAAAAGAUAAAGUUGGGAGUCUCAGCAUCGAAGUUCCCGAGGGAAUCUCAGUAUUAGACAUGAUCGAUGCGCUUGGGCUUCCCAAUGCCCUAAAUUCCCUGCCGGUUCUUGUCAAAUCCAUCCUGGAGGUUCAGCUCAUGUAUGCCCGCUUUACAAUCGGCUAUCCCGUCGCCAGUAGCAAAAAUGCUAAGAUCUUGGGUUGUGAGCUCGGCUUCAACUGGGAUGACGGACUGGAGAUUGGUUUUAUUGGCCUCAACUCAGUCAAGGUCGACGUUUUCUACACUAGCAGCGAAAGCCCGCUCGGUAGUGGCAAGACAGAAUACAAGUUCACCAUUGCUGCUAUGUUCAACAAGAACGCCGUCAUGGCUCACCUUUCGUACGACUCUGCCAUCGAGGAACUUAGUCUCAACAUCGAGGCAUUUCAGACCGUUCUCGUCACGGAUAUACUCAAGACCUUACUUGGAGAUAAGAUCACCAACGCUCUUGUACCAGCCAUUGGGACACUGGCCUUUCGCCAGGGUCGGCUUACCAUAGAUACUGGCCCUUCAAACGUUGUGAAGUACUUCAAGCUGGAGUUGGGGGAGACGGCGACGGUCAAGGUGAACAAUCUAACUGUGACUACCCUUCUCAUUGAGUACACUGCCGCUGUAUCAAAGCUACCAGAACCUAAGCCCGCUUCACUUCUGUUGUUGGGACAAGUACGUAAUGGGACAGCAGCAGCUAGGAUAUCCAUCAGCUGUAUCGCGAAGGGUGAUGAGCCAGCGAUGGUCAAAGCAUCGCUUGAACCCAUCUCCAAGACGGAACCCUUGACGCUGACUGGCCUUCUGACACUGUUUGGCUUCUCCAAGCCAACCUUUAUCGAACCCGAAGGAUGUCCCGAAUUUUUCAGCCUAAACGUAAUAGAAAUGUCAGCAACUAUAGAGGUUCGUCAGGCGACGGAGACAGAACGGGGCACUCUUAUUGUUAGAGCAUUGGAUGCUGUGGCCGUAUCUACCGGAACGCUGUCAAUCUUUGAUACAGUCACUCUUCAAAACAUUGGUCUCGGAGUACACUACACAAAGGACAAAAAGGAUGAAACAGUAUCUAUCACAGCCAAGGUCAUUGGAGAUCUGAUCUUCCAGGGUUUCCAGGGUCCCAUACGCGUCGCUUACAUCCAGACAAAGGAGGGACGGGAAUUUCAUGGUAUUUACAUCAAGCAAGAUGCUGCUCCUCCUUUGUCAUUCGAGAAGAUGGCAGGCCAGUUCCUCUCGGCAGACAAGUACGCGAUCCCCGAGCAUCUUGGAAUGCCAAAGAUAGGUCUCCGGCAGGUUGAAGUUCACUUGGUGAUCAAAAAGUCGUUGCAAAUCUCGGGAGUCGGGAGCAUGCAAUGGGGCUACGAGUCCAACGGCGUUCCCAUCGAUCUUGCCGAGAUAGGCGGGGAGAUCACCGUCAAGAAGACGAACCAGGGCUCUCUCCUCUUACCCGAAGGCACAGAAUAUAGCGCUUUCAUCACGGGAAAGCUGACCAUCACCGACUUCGCCAGCAAGACAGAGAUCCGAGCCAGACUUCGAAUUGGAUCUUCACACGACCCAGUGUUGACGGCUGUACUGCAAAAGACGACAAACGACAACAAGGAACUUGUGCGGCUUUCUCAAAACAUGAGUUCCAAUAAACAGCUGGCCUGGGACUGUGUUUCGCCAGAUGGAACUGCCGAUAUUAACUUUCCGUCCACUAAUGUCUACCUGUAUGCCGAUCUCUCUAGGAGCAAGGGCAAACUGUUCCUAUGUGCGCAUAUUGACGACCUGGGAGAUGCAACGAUAUUCGCCCGCCCUGACACCAACGACCCCACCAGACACAGCUACUUCUUCUCCGUAUCCUGCACCAAUCUAACCAAGAUAUGGGAGAAGACAAAGGAGCCGGUCAUGUCCACAUUCAAGCUGAGUCAGAUUGGAGCUCAGAUUAUAGGUUACCACGGAACUGUCGGUGGGCUGAAGGACGAGCUCGUCUUGAUCAAAACGGCAGCGAUUGCUGAAGACAUCAAAAUAGAAGAUUCAUCAUCCAUCCUUACUACCAUGGAUAAAGAAAAGAGGCUGGACCCUGGCGGCUGGUUCUUUGCGACUGUUCAACUCCAGCAGCCCAACCCCUCACCUUUGGUAAAGGCUCUGGAGGGGAGCAUGGACUUGAAUCAGGGUGGAGUUAUUACGCUGUUUGCCAACAUCGACAAGUCCGACCAGACACGUACCAUUUACGGUAUGAGUGUGAACAAUUUGUACCUUCUAGGAGGUACCAUGGUGGUAUCGGGCCAAGGCACGUAUACUCCGGCUGCGGGUGCCAACCAACCAACUAUUGCUGUCGACGCACAAAUGAAGUUGCUAUCCUUGACCAAAGACCCGUUUACGAUAACGGCCUCCCUCACUGUGACACCUAUCCUUACCGAAUUUUCCCUGACUGGCAAAACUUCCGGUCCCUUACAAAAGCCAUUUGGCACUAUGUUCAAUGCACAAAUCGAACUGGCCACUCUAAAAGGAGUCAUUCGUCAUACGGAGCCAAAGAGUGCUGUUUACACCUUCAAAGGCAGUGGGAGCAUUGGAUCCUCUUCUUUGAAGUUCUCUUCACUCAUCAUCUUCGAUCAAGACUUGAAGCCUACUGUUGUGGCAUUGGUCCUACUCACGGAGCUACCUGAUCCCAAACUAUCGGCUGUUAAACAACGGGAUCUGACAACCGAUGAUGUGUUCAGAGACAUCAUACAGCCAAAUAGCGCGACUUCCCCCUCAUGGCCUAUAGGAUACAGUAGGCUGAUCUUCAAAGCUGCAACUGUAUAUUACGCCUCCAAAGACUUUGUUGAUAGUGAUAAGAUGUCUUACGAGCAGGGUUACCAUGUAAGAGCGCUUGUCGGCUUUUUUGGUUAUGAUUUUACAGUAUCGGCAACCAUACCCCUUGACCAGUCUGGCCUCACGGUCGCCGCGACUUACGAAGGUACUGUUGACCUGUCGUUUGCCAAGUUCAAUAACACAACGGUUUCGAUUAUCACUGUUAAAGACGAAAGUGCUGCUGUAUACGGAGCGAAAGCUGAUCUCACGCUGUUCAUGAAGAGCGGGUUCCAUAUAGACCUCAAGUACCAGCUGGGACGAGAGCUAUACUCGGCCACAGGCAGUUACCGGGGCACAGAUACGAUCCUGGGUUUGUCAAAUCCCACAGUGACGCUGACGUACGACAACAAGACGGGGUUGAUGAGCAUCAAUAAAUGGUCUACCUACCAGGAUCUGAAAGACAAUCUUUCGACCGUGGCGUUUGCAGAAGGUCUGAAGGAAGCAUCAGGCCGAGAGAUGACGUGCGAGAAGAUCGUGCAGCUUAUCUUCAAGGAGAUUAUCACGACGCAGUACAAUAUGGAGUUCAAGGGCGCGUCAGUUAGCGACACGCAUCUUCUGCUGAACUUUUCAGGCACAUGGGAUGUCAAGAUCGUCCUCGAACCUCCAGUUACAAUCGCAAAGAUACCCUUACCAGAAAUCUCUAUACAGGUCUCCAAGAAGCUAUCCUUGGAUCAGCUUGGAGCGGCGAUCGUGAAGAUGCUGGUGGAUAAUAUCUCAUCUAUAGCCUUGCAGCUCUUGCAGCAGCCCGAGAAACUGGCUACGUUUUUCGGGGCUCUGGUGGUAAAGGAAUACAUGCAACAGACCAUCACAGCACUUAUUUGCCGUCGAGUGGACAGGCCAAACGUCAGAGAACGAGCCAAUCAACUGGUCGAAGAGAACGAGAGAGAUGUCAGAAGCAACCGACAAAGAAUCGAUGAAGAGGUUGGUCGGAGCAGUGCGAGCAGCAGUAUUGAAGUCGUGGGAGGCUCAUUGGCCACGGCUGAGGGUCUUCUCGACGGCUUAAUCACAUUGUUUGGCUUGAUGGGCUCACUGGUUGGGGUCUACAGUGUCAUGGCUCCUGGCAAAGCGGAUGAGUUGAAGAAGAAGGCUGCUGAGGCUAAGCAACAAAAGGAAAAGGCUGAGGCCAAGGUUGCUGAGUUGAAGGAGCGCCUUGUCCAGGGACUCAGCCUCGAUCCUCAAGUUCCAAUCUCAACCAGCUUCAAAGACGACGAGACAAUUAUGCUAGACUGGUCCAAGGUGCCUCUCAAGUUCCAGGCUGAUGCUACUCCUCUCUCUUGGGACAUCAUCUUUAGUCCAAGAGAUGACAUAAAUAACCCUGACGCGAUUGAGAUGUCAACUGCGAGUGCUUCACGAACCUUCACCACGCCACCCACUAGAGUAUUUCUUAGUGCGCCUUCGAUAUGGAUGUGGGUUCGGGCCAAGGCGUCUUUUGGCAAGACUGUGGUGCAGGGGUUGUGGCACCCAGCCCAGACGCUUACUCAUAUGCCAUCCAUGAUCCCUCCCAAGGAAGUCCGACUAGACUUCCCGUCUGUCAUAAACGGAACCCAUCUCACAGUCAGUAUGCCAAGGGUAGCGCCAGGAGACUAUCGGAUCUGUAUCGUCGCUCAAGAUGAUCUUGCCGCAUCUCGGCCACUGUAUUCGACCAGUGUACGCAUUGCUGCAACUUCUGAUUUUGCGAAACAAGUCCGCGUGUUGGAGGUUGAAGCAUGCACUCCUACCACUACUGGAAUACGCGCUGUCGCAAAGACGUUGAGCUCUGAGCCAGCCGAGAUCCGUGACUCGCCGUACACUUCCUCUCAGUCAAUAGAGAUAUUGCCACCACCACUCAAUCUGACUGCCAGCAUGGCCUGUCUAACUGUCAUGGCCACCUGGGAUCUUCCGGGGCAGUCACAAGACGAUUGCGAACUGGUGGUCCUGAAUGCGGUGACUGUUGAGCCUGAGACCACGGCCACAAUCGGAUUCCAAGCAACAAAGGAGGGACAACGUCUUGCUUCGGUACAGGACCCAUCAUUUCAAGAAGGGUACCACAUUGUCCUUGCCGCUCGUCAAAAGUCUACCAAGAUCUCAGCCAUCGGGCUCUACACCACCUUAUCCUUCGUUGUGUCCAACAUUCCACUAUGGACUAUUGAUGCGAUUGAGUCCCACUAUGUUGUUCCCUCAAAGAGUUUAGUUCUCCAUAUCGAAAGCGCCUCGCGAGCGGCUGGACCCUUGACAUUUGAACUCUUGCUUUCCGGAGUUACUACCGUCUCCCCUUCUUCUACCACGCGGCGCUCGGACACGUCAGUUGUUCUGGAUAUUGACAACCUAAAAGAGCCAUACCCAAGCACGGUGCAGGUCCGCGCGACAAACGCCGCUCAAGUCCGGGGCAUCUUCGGCGCCGCUUGGAAUUUUCCGUCUGUACCGCGAGAUCUCCCUGCUCCACAGCCCAAGAUAUCAUACACUGCAGGGAUUAUUACCUUGGCUUGGCCGGCUAUACCUGUUGCAAAGGUCCAGGUGCUGGUGUGGGUGCAAGACUCAAAGACAAUGAAAGUCUUGUGCAGCAAGAAGACGCCACCAUCUGCAACAUCCUUGAUGUUCUCCAGUCAAGACUUUUUGAUCGUCCCUGGGAUGGACCUCAUCUUCACCCUCAAUUCCAGAUUAGAUAAUAUUCGAGGCUCUACGACGAUGGUGUCAUACGAAAUUGCUGACAUGAACAAGGGCUGGGGCACUCCUCAUGAGCUGAUCAUCCCCGCACCAGAGACCAAGGUCACGUACUCAGCCGUGACGGCAUAUUCUGUUCCACAACCUAUGGACUCAACACUUUUCUGGGCCAGCAACUCGGCCAAGAAAAUAACUAAGCUGGACUGGAACACUGGCAAUUGGUUAGCAAGCACCAUCACGUCUCCGUCAAUCGACGGACUGGGUUUCUGUAGCAUUACCAAUACAUCGCGUCACACGGGGCACAAAGAAUGCUUCUACAUCAGGGAAGAUGGAAUAAUCAGAGGUUUUCUCUAUUUUGGCUCCGGGGGUGGUUGGAGCCCGCAAACAUAUGCCUUCGCAACCGAGACAGCCAACCUCAACAAUGGAGGGGUUAUCGACGCUGUAUCUCCCAACUCUACCACUUCUCUGCUCUGCUGGGUUGCUCGAGAUGGAUCCCUGAGAUAUUCGGUAUGGGGUAGUGGCACAAGGGCUUGGUCUGUAGCAAACUAUGCCGCCGAGCCUCAGUCGGCUACCAUCACUGAAGCCGGGUUCAUAAGGGCGACCAGCCAAGACGGAAAAGGUGUGCACGUCUUCUAUCGUGGGAGAGAUGGCGAUCUCCGCGGUGUGUUCUGUAACCUCGUUUCUGACGGUGGUUCCAUGACGUGGAAAGGAUUUACUAUUCAUACUGACCCUGACACAAGACCUCGUGGGAGUGCACUCUGUGUUUCUGGCGUCGGGACACCAAUCAGAAUCUUCUGGUCUAGUGCAACCGGAAGAGUGGUUGAGGCGCAUCGCGAUGGGGAAGAUCUUGACAGCUGGAAAGUCCAAUCUGUUACCGGCGCUGACAGUGUCGGCACAAGUAAUAUGACUGCUGUUUACAGAGACAGCGCGACUAUGUGUCUCUGGUGGAUCACUCCAGGUGGUGCUAUCUGUCGAGGUGAUGGGAAUAUAUCAACGGAUGGGAAGAUAUCGGACUGGACUGUCACAAAACAACUUCCCGACUGCACAGCUCUGUCAACUACAGCCAGCCCGUGGCCUCCUGGUGUUACUUCCAACUUCUACACCACAUCUCAUUCCAGUGUUAUGAGUAUAUUCUGGGUUUCGCCAGAUCAGGUUUUGAUGGGACAAACUUGGAGUCGGGAUCACUAA